Molecule: messenger RNA, 1377 nt
Organism: Puccinia graminis f. sp. tritici CRL 75-36-700-3
Lineage: Eukaryota; Fungi; Basidiomycota; Pucciniomycetes; Pucciniales; Pucciniaceae
Exons: 2
Coding region: 197-1090 (297 amino acids)
Source: RefSeq, a predicted model, not a curated record
UUGCCGAGUCCCACCCCUUCGCCGCCCAUCUCACAACCUGCAAUCCACCAGUCCAACAUAAAUACAAACCCACAGUCCACAGAUUGGCGUUGUAGUAGAUCUGAGCUUCCGACGCUUUCUGAACCAGGAGACACGCUUUCCUCAGCAGCAAAAAGAACAAAGAAAAACCCGCUCGCGACAACGACAACGAAACAAGAUGUACAACGCAAGCAAAGCGCUCUCGGCAUUGAUCCUUACAGUCGUGCUCUCGGUUCUGGUGGGGCAUUCGGCUUCAGCUCCGCCUUCCUCGCCUGCUGAUGCGUUCAAGAAGCUCUCCUCAAGCGAUCCUACCAACUUAGCGGUCCCACGGAUGAAUGGAGACGCCGACGAAGAGGCCGAGCAAGCAAGGAAGGGAUCGAGCCUUGUGCGCCAUAGAUCACUGGACUCGGACCUCUUGAGCAAUGACGAUGGAAGUCCACCGCCCGUGGCCCAGUCGGCGAAUGCACCCUCAUCGCCGAACCUGAGCAUCACCGCGCCUUCAGUCGGAUCGGCCGGCGGAGGGGCCAUCAAACUACUACUCCACCAGCCCAGCCCAAAGAAUUCGUUCCAGCCGAGACGGUUCCAGGAUGACUCCGUAUCCGAGGAUCCCAAGCAAUUCACGGUCGCCCCUCCUCCCGACCAGAACUCUCAACGCAAGCGCCACACCCAAUCCCAUCAAUCUACCUCCUACGAAGCCGGAGACAUCAGACCCAACAGCCCCAAGAACUCUUUCCAACCACGACGGUUCCAGGAUGACUCGGUAUCGGAGGAUGCCAAGCAAUUCAUGGUCGCCCCUCCUCCCGACCAGAACCCCCAACGCAAGCGCCACACCGAAUCUCGUCAAACGAGCUCAUACGAAGCCGUAGACCUCAGCUCCAACAGCCCCAAGAAUUCGUUCCAACCACGACGGUUCCAGGACGACUCGGUAUCGGAGGAUCCCAAGCAAUUCAUGGUCGCCCCUCCUCCCGACCAGAACCCUCAACGCAAGCGCCACGCCGAAUCUCAUCAAACGAGCUCCAACGAAGCCGUAGAUGUCAGCCGCAACAAAGCUCUCGGCUUCGGAUGGCACUGAUACUGUUCCGCCCACUCUCAUGCCUGUGCCGCAUACUUCCAGGAAGAGUGAGGCAGCACUUGCCUGUCUCCUACAGUCGAGCUCUGUAACCUGAGGCCCUCACUGUCGCCGAAUCCUUCUCUUACCCUUCACAAACAGGCUUGUGCCCUCUCGAGGCGCGCCAACUGGACUCCUCUAUUCCUCUACUAUCAACACCCCUCUUCAACCUUAUCCCUUCCUAGACCUCCUGCUCGUCUCCGUUAAAAAUGCUCAUGUUAAUCUGUCCCCUGCUUCUUCACGACCCAACC